AUGUCGACGGUAUCAGGAGCAUGUUCGGUCAAGAAUGUUUCAGGGAUGCUCCAUAUAUUGGAAGAAGUGACUCCCUCGGUUUUGGAAUGGAAAGCCAUUGAUCAGCUGAAAAUUGUCACGAUUGCAUUGAACAAAUUGAAAAAACUACAAGCACCAAAAGAAUCUUCCAAUAAAUUGAUGUUGAGAAUCUUAUACGAUCAGGAUGGCGAAGAGAAAGACUUGAGGUUGUCUUUUACCAAUAGGCCCACGAUGAAUAACAUCAAAGAAUCAUUACAAACGAUUAUUGCUAGACUGAAGACUAUCAUUAAAGAUUCACCAACACCAGCAAUUGCAUCCCCUGCACCGAACCAAACCCCUUCAGCCACAUCACCACCAAAGACAGCAACCUCGAGCAAUGAUAUGAUGCUGUUUACGAAUCCCGACUCAUUAAGCGAUGCAAGCUUAUUGAAAAACCAUCAGUUACAGCAAAAAUAUUUAUUAGAAGAUAAAAAUUUAAGAAACAUCUUUACUCAAUCGGUAAUUAAGUUCAAAUUAUCUCCCAAUGUGUUCUGGUCAACCAGAUUGAAUCAAUUAAGGACUUAUGCGUUGACAAUUUCGCAACAUAGAGGUCCUUAUAAUGUAUUAUCCACUAUUAAACCAGUGGCAACUUCAGAUAAUCAGGUUAAUGUGAAUGUUACUAGGGAUACUAUUAAUGAAAUUUUCGAUACUUAUCCAAUCAUCAAAAGAGCCUUUGAUGAUUUGGUUCCAGCUAAAGCUAGUGAAGGUGAGUUCUGGUCAAGAUUUUUCAAUUCAAAAUUGUUUAGAAGAUUGAGAGGGGAUAAAAUUAAUACUAUAAACACUAGAGGAGAUGUUGUUUUAGAUAAGUAUUUAUACAUUGAUGUCAAUUAUCUUGACACUGAGGAAAAACCAAACGAAAAUAAUGAAGAGAAUACUGAAGUUAAGAAAAUUAUUGAUUUAAGAGCAAAUCAGGAUGAUAAUUCUCAAAAAUUAGGUAAUAAACCGGAUAUUACGAUGAGAUUUUUAGAUGACACUGAUAAGACCACCAAAGUGAAAUCAAAGGGUCCGGGACAAGAAAAUGAAAUGAUCAUAUUAAUGAAAAACAUGAAUAAAUUAAGUUCUAAAAUUAUCAGUAUGAAUUCAAUCUUGGAAGCAAAUACCGUGAACAAUAUACCUAAGAGAGGUGGAUCGAGUGAAUUAUCACCGAGUGAAAUCGACGAAUUCGAAGAAGAAUUAAAUUUGAACGAUUUAAAUGAUCAUGAAGAAUUAAAAUAUAUCCAAUUAAACAUAUCGAAUAAUAUCAAUUACGAAAACCCCGUGUUGGAUAUAAAAGAUGAUGUCAGUACUACUUCAAUCACAAAUACACCAAUUGAGGAUAUUAAACAAUAUUAUAAAAAUUGUGGAUUUCAUCAAAAUAGUAUAAACCUAAAUGAUAUUUAUCAAAAUAAAGAGAAUGUUAUCGACAAAUCAGUUUCUGAUUUUAUUACAAUUACAAAACAUAAUUCCAAAAUUUACAAAAUUAUAAAUAAUUUUAAAGAUUCAAAUCAAUUAAAUUUUCAAAAUAAUAAUAAUAUUAUAAAUGAUUCAAUUUAUCAACAAUUAAUCACUUUCAAUAUAACAAUCAUGGAAUUUUUAUCACAUUUUUGGUCAAUCUUCUUAAAUGGUAAUAAUCCUAUCCAGUUGAAGAAAAUCUUUGCCAGUUUAAGACAGUGUAAAUCAAAUUUAAAUGAAUUAAUUGAUAAUAUUAUAAAAAUCUUCAAUUCUAAUGAUGCUAUUAAUAAAAAUGAAAAAUUGAAAGAUAAGUUGAUAAAAGAUCUUGAUACUUGUGUAUUUCCUCUACAACAAGGUCUUGAUAAAGCUAUAAAUGAUUAUGUUAAAGCAGUUAAAGCAUUAGAUAACGAUACUUCUGAUGAAAUAAAUGAAAAUGGUAAACGGGUUCUAAAUUGA
Molecule: messenger RNA, 1944 nt
Organism: Hyphopichia burtonii NRRL Y-1933
Lineage: Eukaryota; Fungi; Ascomycota; Pichiomycetes; Serinales; Debaryomycetaceae
Product: TFIIH/NER complex subunit
Exons: 1
Coding region: 1-1944 (647 amino acids)
Biological process (GO): nucleotide-excision repair; transcription by RNA polymerase I; transcription by RNA polymerase II
Cellular component (GO): transcription factor TFIIH core complex; transcription factor TFIIH holo complex
Source: RefSeq, a predicted model, not a curated record